Pseudozyma flocculosa PF-1 is the source of this 582-nucleotide messenger RNA. RefSeq lists its product as uncharacterized. Gene Ontology annotation, cellular component: cytoskeleton; cytoplasmic vesicle; cell cortex. NCBI's taxonomy places the organism in Eukaryota, Fungi, Basidiomycota, Ustilaginomycetes, Ustilaginales, Ustilaginaceae. Bases 1 to 582 code for a protein of 193 amino acids. The transcript has 5 exons. Gene Ontology annotation, molecular function: GTP binding; GTPase activity; protein kinase binding. Gene Ontology annotation, biological process: establishment or maintenance of cell polarity; small GTPase-mediated signal transduction; regulation of cell shape. The record is from RefSeq and is a predicted model, not a curated record.
AUGCAGACCAUCAAAUGCGUUGUUGUCGGAGACGGCGCCGUCGGCAAGACAUGCCUCCUGAUCUCGUACACCACCAAUGCGUUCCCAGGGGAGUACAUCCCUACCGUCUUCGACAACUACUCGGCGAACGUCAUGGUCGAUGGCAAGCCCGUCAGCCUUGGUCUGUGGGAUACUGCGGGGCAGGAGGACUACGACCGACUGCGGCCACUGUCGUACCCGCAAACCGACGUCUUCCUCAUCUGCUUUUCGCUGGUGAGCCCGCCCAGCUUUGAAAACGUCCGCACCAAGUGGUGGCCCGAGAUCAGCCACCAUGCGCCCAACAUCCCCAUGAUCCUCGUCGGCACCAAGCUCGAUCUGCGCGAGGACCCCGAGACGAUUGCCAAACUGCGGGACCGAAGGAUGCAGCCCAUCUCAUACGCCCAGGGCAACCAGAUGGCGCGCGACAUUGGCGGGACAAAGUACCUCGAAUGCUCCGCCCUCACGCAAAAGGGCCUCAAGGGCGUUUUUGACGAGGCCAUCCGGAGUGUCUUGGCGCCGGCACCCGUCAAGUCCAAGAAGAAGAACAACUGCAUGAUUCUCUGA